AUGACGUCCGAUGCUGGUCUUGCCAACAGCAGCUGUAUCAGGUCAAAUGUUGUGGCAGGUGGUACUAAAGUUAUGACAACCAAGACAAACUCGGAUAACAAACGUGAUCUCCUGAAAGCUUCGAUAGGAUCCGAUUUCAUUGGAUUAGGAGCCGGUUACCGCCCAGCACCAAAUAAACUCAACGCCAACAAAGCGAUGUGA
Messenger RNA from Echinococcus granulosus, 201 nucleotides. RefSeq lists its product as hypothetical. Lineage: Eukaryota; Metazoa; Platyhelminthes; Cestoda; Cyclophyllidea; Taeniidae. The record is from RefSeq and is a predicted model, not a curated record. The coding region runs from base 1 to 201 and encodes 66 amino acids. The transcript has a single exon.